Durusdinium trenchii is the source of this 5787-nucleotide messenger RNA. Lineage: Eukaryota; Dinophyceae; Suessiales; Symbiodiniaceae. The record is from the annotation of a GenBank genome assembly.
AUGCUGGUGAUGUCGGAGAAGACUAACCUAUUUGGGCAGAGCGGCCAGCACGGUGGGUACCGCGAGCUGUUUGAGAAGAAGUCAAUGGAUCCUGGAUUGGAGGUCUGCUCCCUCAGUCAGCACCCAUUCAAGCACGCCACCACUUCCCACGCUGAUGGCAGCCUUCCUACUUUUCUGGCGAGCAACUAUCAAUUCCUUUGGAGCAUGAGCCGUUCUCGGUGGCUUACAUCGAAAGAAAAGUGGACGGCCAUGGGUUGGCCUACAACUCAAAAGCUGGCAACGAUAUUGGGACGACCAGUGGUUGAGCCAAGGCUUACAAAGAGUGCUCAUCAGCAGAUUGGGAAUGCAAUGCAUGUGUUCAAUGCGGGUUUGAUCGUGAUGUCUGUCCUCGGGAGCAUUGAGCUGAUAGACAUUGGCGUGCCGAAGGAGAUCAAAGAACUGGGUGACAGACACCAAGACCUACGUGCAGCGUUGGAGAAGGUGGCUCGGCUUCCCUUCACCGCCCAAGCCACAGAAGAGACCACGGCCUGCUUUCAGGAGAUUUUCGAGGACUUUGGCAUUGCUGAUUUGUUCGGGGAUGAAGAUGAACUUACCACAGUUUCAGUCCUUUCAAAGCUUGGAGGAGCGAAUGAGCAGGCGAAGACAGAGCAAGAGGCCAAGUGCAAGAAGGUAUCAGAGUUGGCAAUCAGAUUGAGCGGGAUGAGGAAGACUGCCCAACAGAAGAGUCAAAAGGCCAAAGAGCGUGCAUUGAGCAAGUUGGACGAGGACGAUGAGAAGAAAAAGAAAGAUAAAAGGAACAAACGAAGGCGGCAUAUCUGGAGUUUGACAGUUGGAAGAGGCAAGAAGAAAAGAAUAGAGGAUGAUUUUGAGGGCAUGAAGUCCAAGAAAGAGCACAGGCCCAAACUCACGAUUCAGCAAAGGUUGGAUGUGGUCAACUGGGUCUUGGCGAAGAAAAAGGAAAUUGCUUCAGAUUCUCCAGAGUCAAAGGGCACCUCCGAGGAUGAGGAGGUGGAUGAGGAGGAGGAGGAAGUGGAGAAGGGAUCUUGUGAGCAGAAGGUGCAAAAACAGAGUAAAAGGAAAAGAGGAAGAAACCUGCAACGCAUGGCCGAGCUUCAGUUUCCCCACCUUGUCGGACCAUGGAUCAGUGUUUCAAGAUGGGUCCAGCGAUCGAAGGAUCAGCAGUGGGACAACAUACCGCAGCACAUUAGAGAACAACACAAGGAAGUCCCAGACGUUUGGAAAGAAGCGUUUGGCAACACCAAGAAGAAGGGAAAGCCUCGAUUUCAGUCAGUUCCGCCUGAAAUCUUGAAGUCUCUUGACGAGCACAUGGCUAUUUUGACCAGCGGCGUCUCGCAGGUAACUGAGCGGAACGAGGAGAUUAUGCUAUGGCAAAUAGUCGAUGGCUUAUCCCACACUGCCGAGAAGAUGUGCCGUGAGUGGAACGUCAAGAUGAAAGAAGAGAUACAGAAAUUUGAGCAGGAGAAGCAAAGGCUCACGCGUGAAGUGCUUGAAGGCCCGUUGGGUCUCAACCUUCCGGCUGGGAGCAUGGACGAGGCCGAGGUUCGCAAAUUCAACUCGGAUCACGCAGGAGAGGCCUUUGCAAUCCUGUCCGACUCCCGUUCCCACUUCAUGACCAGUGCUUGCUUCACUAAGAUGCUAUACAGUUUGUAUGGCCCAGCCUUCGAUGCGCAGAGAAAGCGGUAUGGCCUAGAUGGCAAAUCGCGGGGCAAGUUCCUUGCGGAUGCUUGGACAGGGUUCAGGAGCAAUGAGGGAGGGGAAGCUUUGGAGCGCAACGUAUGGUCACAAUUGAAUGGCGUGGAGUUACCGUCGACUCGGCCAGGUGGCUGGUCAGCGCACGGACAGCCCGUGGACCAGCUCCACAACGCGUAUCGGCGGGAGCUCAUGGAUGUUGGCGCUGAAAACCUGAGGUAUCAUUCCGAUAUGACCCAGCGACCAACCUUUUCACAGCUCCAGUUGGGCAGGUCCGGAACCAUCAAACGGCAGGUGUCCUUUGACCGACAGCUUCUGGAAGACACAUUGACAGCGUGGAGGCGAAUUCCUUUGACCCACUUCAGUGCAGCCUGGAGCGUAUGCGGUUAUUGUUCCAAGGAGGAAGCCAUGGAUCUUCAAACAGCGGCAAAUAUGUUAGAUCCUUCCGGAAUGAAUGCUGCGUGGGGUGCACAGGACCUUGCACUUCCAGUGAGGGGUGUCCGACGACUUCAAUGGCAGGUCAUCAAAGAGGACAACACUCCUGCAGCGAUGACCGCAGUUCAAAGGGCAAUCGCCAAGUUUACAAAGCAAAGACACAGUAUUCUCCAGGAUGCCCAAGGUCAGCCGACCAGCGAGAAUGAGUUGACGAACAAGCAGAAGACAGCCCUUGGCGAUCUAUUCACAACUCCGAUUCAUUUUGUCUUCCUGCCAGGUAGGCAAAAAGUUGCUCCACCCAGCUGGAUGGCGAAACACACAAAGCUGGUGAACGGCGUCCUAGAAGUCACUUGUAAGAAGGGACGCCCACAGCCGCUCGCGUUGACCUUCAGGCCAAAUACCCUUUCCAACGGAGAAGUUGCUUUCCAGUCCGGGGGCGAGUUUUUCAUUUCUGGACCAAAUUUUGCUGCUUCUGAAGUGCGAUGCGUGGCUUUGGAGCAGACCAGUGACCUUCCUGCUGCAGGCGCCGCUCCAUGGCGCCUGGACAACUAUGACUUUGAGGAUGAUGAGGAACAGGAGGAUACGGAGGAAGAGCAGGAUGACGACGGAGAAGAAUCUGCCCAAGCUGAUGAAGAGUUGCAGCCACCUUCGGGGUGGCAAGCCGAGAUGCUGCCUGAAAAUGGGCACGUUUCAUCUGAUGAUGAGCCAGAUGAAGUGUAUGAGCUUUGGGGUGGAAAGAUUAAGUCCUCCAAAGACUUGACAUCUGAGCAAGUACCAGGAGUUGCUAAACCUGAUGAAGCUGAUGAAAGUCAGGUUGCAGAGGGUCAAGUCAUCCACAGACCUCGAGGAAAAAUGACCUCUGAAGAGUGGAUGCUUCUGGAGAAAGAAGGCUGGGUUCAGAAGCUACCACAAGUUCAAGACACCACAUUGGGACGUCACGAGAAGUCUUCGGCUUGGUCUGCGAAGUACCCCCAUCCGCAUGGUCAGCAGCAGUACGUCUCAAGAAGCUUUGGUUCCAUCAGAACGCCUUUGCAAGCUCUGCUGGAAUGUAUGCACUGGCUGGUGGCUAGUCAUGCAAUGUAUUGUGAAGCCGGAGGGGACGAUGAAGCACAUUGGAAAGGGAAUCUGGACCUCCACAUCAACCGCCUGGUGAAGAGGCAACGAAACAAAACAACAUAUCUUUCCAUUGCUUUUCUGAGCAUUUGUCACGGUCUCGUAGUCCUGGAGGAGGAGGCAGAGCUCCAGUCAGUGGCAGGGCUAGCCGAAUUCCAGCUAAUAGCCGUCCUCCAGCAAAUGCCCGGCCGGCAGUUGGUGGCCAGAGCUACAAACUUGCAAGGAAAUACUCCCGUCGAGGCCAACACCGAGAAUACCCGUAGACGCGAGCCCUUCGCUUCCCAUGCCUGGUGCCGCCGCGUUCCGCACUGUCGGCUGCGGGUGGCUGCGGGCGGUCCGCUUCGCUGCGAGAAAGUGCUGCGGCGCUGGCCGCAGCUGCCACGACAGUUCUUGGCUGAGGCCGUUUCGCUUGGCCUCUACGCCUUGUCCUUGCGGCGCUUCCUUCGCGCCUGUGCACGACGGCCGCUGCGCAGCUGGCGCGCGAACCCCCGGAAGGUGCCAGAGGCCCGCUUGACGCGGCGGCGCGGUCGGCCGACGCCCUGGUGCUCGGACGGUUUCAUCGAGGCUGAAGAAGAGCCAGGGCAAUGGCUGGAACAGUACACGGGAGAAGUCUAUGUGCAGAGCUUGGCCUCGAUGCUGCCCGUGGAGGUAUUGAAGAGCUUCAUGCCUUCAUUGUCGGGUGCAUUCUUGGAUUUGUGCUCUGCUCCUGGCUCCAAGGCCUCCCAACUGGCGCUGAAGCUGCACCGUGAUGCAGUCUUGGUGGUGAAUGAGCCCAACGUGCAGAGGGCGCAAGUGCUGCGCUGCAAUCUGCUGAAGACAGGCGUUGCGGAGCGAUGCUUGAUCUUGCAAGAGGACGGCAGUCAGCUCCCGCGGGCGAGCACCGCGGGCUGCUUUGAAGCCAUCCUGCUGGAUGCGCCCUGCAGCGCGGAAGGGAACCUGCGGCGCAUUCCUGAGGUGCUGUCACGCCUCCAAGCGCCCAACUACCUGCAGCUGAAGGAGGCGAAUGCCCAGCUGCAGAAGAAGCUGCUGCUGAAGGCUUGGCAGCUGCUGCGCCCGGGUGGCUUCUUGGUCUAUUCCACCUGCACGCUCAAUGCGCAGGAGAAUGAGGAGGUCCUGACGGUUCUGCCAGAAGCUGAGCUCAUGGAUAUCCCAUCCAGGCUGGGGCUACACAGCCGAGAGCGAGAGCGCCCGCGUGUUCCGCGUGUGUUGCGACUGUGGCCCCACGAAUGGGAUUGCGAGGGCUUCUUUGUGGCCUGCUUGAGGAAAGGCACGCCGCCGCGUGCGCCGUCCCCCACCACGGCCACCGGCCGCGUUCGCCGUGGCGGGUGGCGGGUCCUGAAGCCGCAGGAGCUACGAGGCUUGAGAGAAGCAGCUGAAGCGAGUAUUGGAUACUGGCCUCCUUUGACGGAAGAGGAGAUGUCGUCCCCUCGCGUGGUUUGCAACGAGGAAGGCGACGUCUUCUUGUUGCCCGAGUUUCUUCCCCAAGCCGUUGAGGAGUGGCUGCCGAGCUGCACUCCGGGCCUGACGGAGGACAUCGUAAAGCAAGAUCUUCAGAGUGCAAUCUUCCGAAAGGAUUAUCACGCAGCCAACUGCUUUGAGACUGAGCUGAAGAAGCUCGAUCUUUUGAGAGAACUCGACAUCAAAGUGAUCCAUGGAAUACUGUGCCUGAGCUUGAGCUGUGGCUUCAGUGGCUACAAGCUGACCGCCUAUGCAGCGGGCCAGGCAGGCUCGGCCGCGCGUGGGCUGCUGUUGGAGAUGGAAUGCUGCCGGGUGUCGCCGGAUGUGGUAAGCUACUGCGCGGCCAUGAAGGCCAGUGCCGCCCACGAGGUGCCUGGGCUGUUCGCGCAGCUGGGCGAGCGACAGCUCCAAGCGGACUUGAUCACCUUCUCGACGCUCAUCAGCGCCCUCGCACGGCGCGGCCGCGGCCGCGAGGCGGAGGAGACGCUGGCGGCGAUGAGGAGAUCCAUGCUGGUGCCCGAUGCGGUGUGCUACACACCUGUCCUGGACCUCUAUGCCCGGCGUGGAGAAGUGGCAAAGCUCCAAACGCUGCUGGCGCAAAUCGAGGGCAACAUCGUGAGCUACACGGUGUUGAUGAAGGCCCUCGUGAAGGCAGAGCGAUUGGAGGAAGCUCGAGAGACCCUCGCACAGAUGAGUGAGAAGCAGUUGGAGCCGAAUCUCGUCUCCUACACCUCUCUCCUCAGCGCCUUCGCCAAAAAAGGGCAAACGGAGGAAGCGACGACCUUGGUGGAAUCGAUGAGAGCCAAUGAGCUGCAGAUGGACGUGGUCAGCUAUGGUGCCUUGCUCUCCGCCUUCGCAGCGGCACGCGACGCGCAGGGCGCUCUGGACACGUUGCAGCAGUGUCGGCAGGAGAGGAUUGCACCGAACCUCAUUUGCUAUGCGACAGCCUUGCGUGCGGUGAAAGCUGCAGGUGACAGGAAGCAGCUGGAGAUGCUCUUGGCAGAGAUGACACAGAGCAGGCUCCAAGCCGGAAUUCCGGCGGAGGACGGAGGUCCGAUGGUGCGACGGUGA